UCCUCGUUGCAAUAUUUCCAAAAAUUUGGGGAAGGCGGCGGGUUUGCCAAAAGUCGUGUGCGCCAGACGCGAGAUGGCCAAAAGUCGAGCCGUUGCCCGAUGCUUCCCUCGAUAAGGGAAACAGCCUGUAUGUGAUGACAUAGCCUUGUCUUCAACACCACUCCACUCGCCAGCCAACACAUGCAUUCAUCCACCGCAGCACCAAUCCCUUCAUAAACAAUGUCCCCCUCCAGCGAAGCAUCGAUCCUCUUCACCCUCCCCCUCGAAAUCCGGCAACAAAUCUACACCAACAUCUACCCCAACCGCGUCGAACCCCUCAUCAUCCUGCGCAACGACACCUACAUCUCCCAACCGCUGCACCGCUGGUUCGACCACGCGGGCCCCAGCAUCCUUAGAACAAGCCGCGCCCUCUACCGCGAAGCCCUGCCCUUCCUCUACGCGCGCGCACACUUCCGCAUCCAGAUCUACGUCGGCGAUGGCUGGCCAAAAUACCAGUUCGCCGGGCCGGUGGACUGCACGAACAAGUUGCUGCGCAGCAUUCAGCAUGUCGAGAUUACGCUGCAUUUGUCGGCCGAUUGGCAUGUAGACAUUGCUUUGAAGAGGCUGAGAUUAUUGGCUGCUGCGCUUAGGGAGAACGGGCGGGACGGGGAGGGAGCGGCGCUGAAGACGUGGAAGGUGACGUUCAAGGCUGUGACGAGUUAUCAGAUGGCCGUGACUAGGGAGUUGGUAGCGAGUCGGAUUGCGGAUGUACUGAAGCAGCUCGAUGAGGAGGGACGGAACGAGGUCAGCAACCAGUUGUUCAGAGAGAUGUUGGCGGAGGGCCAAAUUGUGAGCGUGACCUGAGCAUGGAAGGAACAGAAGAGGACAGUGACGGAGCAGCUCUCGUUAUUCAUGGAUCGUGUCCCACGCAAUUCGGAGAGAGUUAUCAAUGGCAAUUCAACCAUUCGUCGAGCCCGGAAAUGUCAUCUCCACCGCAAGCUUCGUUCGAACUCGGACCCGACCCUCUCCAAACUUGGCGAGCCUGACGCCGGGAGCGCAAGACUGUAAAUGCUUAAGGACGCCCGCUAGCGCCCGCACAGUCACAGCCAAUCAAACCGCGCCGUGAUUCCUUGAAGUCACCACCACAGCCCAUGUCCAUAUCGCAAGAAAGACAUUUGACAACAAAAGGCAAGAAGACGAGGCAACAUAG
This is a messenger RNA of Neohortaea acidophila, 1189 nucleotides long. RefSeq lists its product as uncharacterized. Bases 220 to 843 code for a protein of 207 amino acids. The record is from RefSeq and is a predicted model, not a curated record. Lineage: Eukaryota; Fungi; Ascomycota; Dothideomycetes; Mycosphaerellales; Teratosphaeriaceae. The transcript has a single exon.